UCCAUGGGACAAUCUCUAGGGCUUUUUUGUUGAGCAGAUACUGGAAACCUAUUUCUCCUAAUUCUUGGUUCUCAGAACCGUAAUCUAGACUUGUAGACAGACUUCCAUAUUCCCUGCUCGCCCUAGGCAGUCGCCAAUCUGCUGGGCAAUCGACCAAAGGCUAAUCGUAGGAUCUAUUUUCUUUCGCAUAUUAUUAGCAUCCUUCACGCCGCAUUUCAUGAGUAACGGGUAGCCGAUAGCUGAACGAGUCGUCGAAGCUUAGAGCCAGCACACCUAGCACUCGCGCAUCGCGCUCGUGAUGAGCGCAGCGGCGAUGGCGGCGGGGCAGCCGCAGUUCCGGUACUCGCAGCCGCCGUCCAAGGUGCUGCACGUGCGCAACCUGCCGUGGGAGGCGACGGAGGAGGAACUCGCGGAGCUUUGUAACCCGUUCGGCCGCGUCGUCAACACCAAGACCAACGUCGGCGCCAAUCGCAACCAGGCGUUCGUUGAGUUCGCUGAUCUAAACCAAGCAAUUGCGAUGGUAUCCUACUACGCGUCGUCCUCGGAGCCCGCUCAGGUGCGCGGCAAGGCGGUGUACCUGCAGUACUCCACGCGGCAGGAGAUCACCACCUCCACCAAGACGGGCGACUCCACGGGGAAUGUCCUGCUCGUGACUAUAGAGGGGGUUGAGGCUGGCGACGUGACUAUAGACGUGCUUCACCUGGCCUGUCCUCCUCUGAUUCAAGCGAACGGCUCAGAUCUUCCCUCGCAUGAGCGAUGCGAAUCCGCUCAAGAUCCGUUCUGAUUUCACCGUGUUCUCAGCGUUUGGGUUUGUGCAGAAGAUUGCGACAUUCGAGAAGAGCGCAGGCUUCCAGGCGUUGGUGCAAUACGCUGACCCCGAGACUGCCAACAGCGCCAAGACUUCUCUGGACGGCAGGAGCAUUCCCAGCUACCUGCUGCCAGAGCACGUGCAGGCGUGCAGUCUGCGCAUCUCCUUCUCAGCACACACGGACCUCAACGUCAAGUUCCAGAGCCACCGCAGCCGCGACUACACCAACCCCUACCUGCCCGUCUCCUCCUCCGCCACCGAUGCUGCGGUUCAGCUGACCCCAGGGCCUGUGGCAGCAGUGAAGGGCGAGGCAGGCAGCAACGUGCUGCUGGCGUCGAUAGAGAACAUGCAGUACCCGGUCACCAUCGACGUGCUGCACACGGUAUUCUCUGCCUACGGCUCGGUGCAGAAGAUCGCCAUCUUUGAGAAGAGUGCUGGAUUCCAGGCGCUGGUCCAGUUCCCAGAUGCGGCAGCAGCCACAGCGGCCAAGGACGCGCUGGAGGGGCACUGCAUCUACGAGGGGGGCUACUGCAAGCUGAGGAUCUCAUACUCGCGCCACACCGACCUCAACGUCAAGGCGAACAACGACCGCAGCAGAGACUACACUCGCCCCGACCUCCCCACAGUCGCUCCCAUCCCUCCUCCCACCACUGCCACCACCACAGCGGGUAUCCUAUCUCCUGGCGCCACCACCACCCCCCUCACCACUUCAUCUCCCCCCAUCCUCUCCUCCUCCCCCUACACUCCCCCGGCCCCUCUUGCCCCCUCAACUGCCCCUCCUGUCCUCCCCACCCCCACUGCCCCUGCUCCCUUCUACCCCUCCUCUUCCCCUGCCGCCCCUCCCUCCUCUGCGCCGCCCAUUCUCGGCCACCAGGGGCGCCCAGCAGCCUUUCCUGCCCCCCUCCCAGAGGCCCGCCUCCCCACGGUCCCCCUCCCCAUGGGCCCCCGCCCUAUGGGUCCCCUCAGGGCCCCCCUUUCCGCGGCCCUCCUCCUCCCAGCCCUUACCCCCCCGGACCUCCUGGUGGUCCGCCUCACGGACCUGGAGGUCCAGGGCCUGCCGGCCCUCCAUACGGACCUCCCAGGCCCGGUGGUCCACCUCCAGGCCCGUUUUACCCUCCACCUGGCGGACCUCCCCCUGGUGGGCCUCACCCAUAUGGCCCUCCCCCAUAUGGCCCUCCCCGUGGUGCCCCUCCCCCCAUGCCUGGGCGGGGUCCCCCCCCCCCUUUGAUGGGAGGUCCCCCUCCCCCUGAUGCUGGAAUGAUGCCUCCCCCAGGUGGGCCUCCCCCUGGCCCUCUCCCCCCUGGACGCCCUCCCCCACAUCUUUUCCCCCCAGGUGCUGGCCCCCUCCACCAGGCAUGGGGGAGGCCCCCCUCCCCCUGGAAUGCCCCCUCCCCCUUACAUGGGAGGGGGACCUCCCUCUGGUCCCCCAGGUAUGCCUCCCCCUCCUGGGUAUCCGGGAGGUCCCCCUCCCCCAGGUAUGGGCCCCCCUGGUGGCCCUCCAGGAAUGCCUCCCCCACCUGGAUAUGGCAGCCUCCCCCUAGAUUUGGUUCCCCCCAUGGGCCAGGAGGCCCACCGCCUCCUGGGUAUAGAUAUUAGAGAUGGAACUGACCUUCCUCUAGUAGCGGUGUUUAUGUGCCUGCACAGCCUGCUUUGGGAUAUUGAAGUAUGCUUGAGGGCAGGGUGUUGGCGUUGAAUGCUCAAAGCAUUUAGAAUGGUUUGCCUAGUUAAAACCCCUGGCCCGAAUUGCAAGGCACAGCCUUGAAACGCAGUGCGUUUGAAAGUUGCGUUUUUGGGGGUGUAUUGGGGGGUAACGAGACUCUCUGCACUCAGGGGUGCCUUUCAAGUUCAGUGCGUAAGGUAGGUAAUUUGGAACACCAGUCGCCUAGCGUUUUUCAACCGUCCAGUUUUUCCAAUUUUUCAUCUGACACCGCGUAAGCCAAGCACUUCCCC
Molecule: messenger RNA, 2758 nt
Organism: Closterium sp. NIES-67
Lineage: Eukaryota; Viridiplantae; Streptophyta; Zygnematophyceae; Desmidiales; Closteriaceae
Source: the annotation of a GenBank genome assembly